Messenger RNA from Enterobius vermicularis (human pinworm), 714 nucleotides. Lineage: Eukaryota; Metazoa; Nematoda; Chromadorea; Rhabditida; Oxyuridae. The record is from the annotation of a GenBank genome assembly.
AUGAAUCAGGAUUUACUUAUGCAGUUCUUUUCUGCUAGUCUUACAAAUGCCCCUGAUCAGUUUGGCGAGAACUCGUCUGCCGUGGUAGAACAGGAUUGGAACUGUACACUUUUCAGGAUCUCUACAGAAUCAUUGACUACUAAAAGAAUGAUCUCUGAAAGUGUUGACUGUCGGCAGAAUCAUACAGUUCAUGUUGUGUGUAAGGUAAAAAUGUACGAAAUAAACCAAACUUUCGUGACAGAAGAUACGGUAGUAAAGAGUACAGAAGUGUCAACACUUGCUACAUAUUUUAGUUAUACAACCCAAGGACUUGUGAAGGAAGAAACAACAGUAAUUUCAGAUCCAAUGACUACUGUUAUACAAACAUCGCGAAACAAUGCACAAGAGGAACCUGCAGCAUCUUCAAUGGAACCAGAGCGAGAAACGUGGGAAAGUAUCAUUACAGGAAAGCCUGAAGACACGGUUUCAUCACCAACGGAGAAAACACAAAUGAAAAGAAUUAAAAUGGAAGAAGAAAAUUUGGAGUUGGAAGAGCAAUCUACGUCAAGCAGUAGUGAAACUUCGCUAACUGAGCCAAUUUUUUACCACACAACUACAAUAAACCUUGAACGAAUAACAGAAGAGUUUUUGAUUAAUAAAGCCCCUCUUCGCUCUGCUAUAAACGUAACCGUUGUCGAAAUAAACGAGAAUGAAGAAAACUCGGUAGGCCUCUAA